This is a messenger RNA of Amphibalanus amphitrite, 3474 nucleotides long. RefSeq lists its product as uncharacterized. The record is from RefSeq and is a predicted model, not a curated record. The transcript has 3 exons. The coding region runs from base 90 to 1427 and encodes 445 amino acids. NCBI's taxonomy places the organism in Eukaryota, Metazoa, Arthropoda, Thecostraca, Balanomorpha, Balanidae.
ACUUGGACUGCGUUUCAACUUUCAUCCACACCAACAUAUAGAUUUUUAUUUUUCAUUUUUUUUUUCAUUUUUAGACUUGUUCAUGCUAUAUGGAUUUACAGGCUAGUUUCCUGUGCAUUAAGAGAAUGCCAUCUUUAAGUGUAAACGGUAUUGAGUUGUUGAAAUGUAUUGAAGUAAGAAGCCAUUUUUUAUCAAGGUAUUCUGAAGACAUCCUUCGUAAAGAGUUAAAGCAUCUAUUUGUCCAAUCCAGCAAAGAUGAGAACCAGAUUGUACGGAAAUGGUUAGACUGGUGUAAAUCAAACAGCUCCGUCCUCCGGUGUGUAGAGGGCUCAGUCCCACAGUCGAUUCUCUCUGGGGCACAGUUGAUCGAUGUCAAAGUUGGCACUGCGGGCCGACAUCGGAAGCCAGACGAUACAAUCUACAACAGAAGCGCCGAGAUACGUCGUCAGGUGGCGCGCGGAAAUUGCGUUCUCCGACUCCCCGACGGUCGACUCCUGUGUCUCACGCACGCGCUCAAAAAGUUCACCGGCGGUAUGGGUGACGAGGACGACGACCUCUCGGGCGGCGACGACUCGACAUGGCGCCGCUACUUCCUGCGGUCGCCGGAGGCCGCCGAGCGGCUCGUGCUGACGCAGAAGGCCAACGGCGAGGCGGCGCACCUGAGCGCGCGGUACGUGGAUGGCUCCUUCCUGGUGUGUGUCGGCUCCAAAAAUGUGCACAUGGUGCUGCGCCAGGAGUCGGACAUCGCUCGGUACGCCGACCAGCGGUACCGGGUGGCCAGGGAGGUGGCGGCGGCCGUGUGGCGGCUGCUGGAGGCGAUGGGGGAGGGACAGCGGCAGCUGCUGCUCAGCUUCCUGCACCACACGCGCCUCACGGCCGUCAUGGAGCUACUGCAGCCCGACCACCAGCACGUGGUGGAUCUCUCGCACCUGAAGGUGGCUGAGCUGCGCUUCAUUACCUGGACUGGGACGCUGGGGGAUGACUUUGAGUCGUAUUGCGGCGUCACCCCGGAGCUGGGGUUCGAGCUGGCCGAAAUGCUCGGUAUGAAGACGGUGGAACACUCGGUGGUGAUCGGCGACGUCAUGAACGAGCUGCCGCGUGUGAUGCAGGAGGUCAGAGAAGGACAUGGCUAUGAGGGCAAGGUCCUCUACUUUGUGGAUGGCAACGGCAAAGUAGUUGGUGUAUUAAAGAAAAAGACAGUAUGGUACAUUCUUCUGCGGGCACUCAGAGAAAAGUUGAGUUAUGGUCUCAAAAAGCAAAGCUUUAAGGAACUGAAGGAAGGCAUCAAGAAAAGGUUCCGUGAAAUACAGGCUUGGCUAUGCUUUGAUGAUGAAUUUCUCCAGAACUGGCUUACGUUGUCAUUCAAGUUCGCAGAGUGGCUAAAAAACGGCCCCGACACGGAUUACGGCCACCCUGCUGACGGAUAAACCAGACGCAAUCUGACAGUACUGCGGGGGCCAACGGACCUUCCAAAUCCUGAGCAAACAAGUCGGAGAAACUAGAAAUGAGGGCUCAAACAAACUGCCCUUUGCUAGGACUCGGCGAGCUAAGACCAGCUCUAGUUACGAGAAUCGCCAAAGGCCUUUCGCUAAAAAAGCUACUCGAUGACGUUGAUGUUUUCUCCAGAGAAACGUCCGAGCACGCGAAUGUAGUGGAAUGGAUAUCGUGGUGCCACUCGCACCCCGACGUCCAGGUUACCGAGUUGAGCGUGCCAGAAGCCGUGAUACCCGGUGCGACGCUGUGUGACGUCAGAGUUGCGACCGGCACGGGACGGCGGCGACAGCGCGAUGACCUGAUCUACAACAGAAACGCUGAAAUCCGUCGGCGGGUGGCGCGCGGAAAUUGCGUCCUCCGACUCCCCGACGGUCGACUCUUGUGUCUCACGCACGCGCUCAAAAAGUUCACCGGCGGUAUGGGUGACGAGGACGACGACUGCUCGGGCGGCGACGACUCGACGUGGCGCCGCUACUUCCUGCGGUCGCCGGAGGCCGCCGAGCGGCUCGUGCUGACGCAGAAGGCCAACGGCGAGGCGGCGCACCUGAGCGCGCGGUACGUGGAUGGCUCCUUCCUGGUGUGUGUCGGCUCCAAGAACGUGCACAUGGUGCUGCGCCAGGAGUCGGACAUCGCUCGGUACGCCGACCAGCGGUACCGGGUGGCCAGGGAGGUGGCGGCGGCCGUGUGGCGGCUGCUGGAGGCGAUGGGGGAGGGACAGCGGCAGCUGCUGCUCAGCUUCCUGCACCACACGCGCCUCACGGCCGUCAUGGAGCUGCUGCAGCCCGACCGCCAAUCAAUUGAGGACCUCUCGAAACUCGUAGAGCAUACCCUGCACUUCAUUGCUUGGGCGCCGACGCUUGGAUGCGAUAUGUCCUAUUGUGGCUGUCCCCCGGAGCUGGGGUUCGAGCUGGCCGAAAUGUUCGGUAUGAAGACGGUGGAACACUCGGUGGUGACCGGCGACGUCAUGAACGAGCUGCCGCGUGUGAUGCAGGAGGUCAGAGAAGGACAUGGCUAUGAGGGCAAGGUUCUCUACUUUGUUGACGGUGAAAACAACGUCAUAGGCCUGUUAAAAAGUAAAACAAUCUGGUACACAUUGAUGCGGGCGAUAAGGGAUAUUCUGUGCUCCGGACUUAAAAAGCUUACUCUCCAGGACUUCAGAGUAAAGUUAGAGGGAAGGUUUCGAGCCAUCCAGUCGAGUCGCGACUUCGAUGAUAGGUUUCUGAACAGUUGGCUAUCGUUGGGACUGGACUUCGCGCAGUGGCUGAAAGCGAAUCCCGGCAUUAAAAGCGAUUCAUUGGGUGUCUCACUGCCACCGUUAUGGAACCAGUUUCUGCGCUCGACUGGCAGAACAGACAGGCUGUAGAUCCGGUCAUUCCACUAGGUACUGGAGCGGGGAGGCGCACAAUGAAGUGCCAUUGUUUGACUGUGAAACGUCUUAUGUAUUUAGUCUUUUUUUAAUGCUUUUUGACAUGUUUUAUUGAAGCAGACUUCAAACACUCAUAACAGGAGCGUGCCUCAUACCUAUUAGCUUAGCUAUUAUUGUUUAGUUACGUCUUUCUUCGCCCCUGCGUAUGACGCCAACUCGAGAAUCACUGGCGAAGCCAGAUCCCUCAGAUAAAUUCAUCCGUAUUAUGAAGCGUGACGCCCAAUUCCCAAAGUCACUUGAGGUCACCGUAUUCGAGAAUGUGCUUACACUUUUAUGUGAUAGUAAUUGUACCUAUUGAAUGGCAGUGCUUUCGGCCCGCUAGGUCCCGUGAUUGCUUAUUUAUGUUUAAGAUGGCACUGAACUUAAACAUAAGUGCAUAAGUGCUAACGAAAACGCUCAGUUGACCUGUCAAGGUCACCAUGGUUACUGUAUUUUAGAUGCACUGCGAAAUCGGAUGCCGCUACUUUUAUAUCGAUCGGCUUGGUGAUGAGCCAUAAUUCAUUAAGGAUCCAUGGCUUAGGGUGCCUCUGCCUAUAAUAAAUUGGGAUAAACAC